AUGGAAGGCACUACACACGAGGCCCCCGGCAAAACCCCCUGUGGCGUGAAGCCCUUUUACUGGAAAAAAGGCAUCGAGCCUGCAGAGGGAAAGCGGCCUCCGCUCAUUCCCAACAAAAAGGAGACUGCAGAUGGCAUGGACAUCACCUGGGAUGUUCCGGUCACCAUGCGGGAUGGCGUCAAAGUCUACGUCGACGUCUUCCGUCCCCAGGGCGCAACUGGGAAGCUUCCGAUCAUCUUCACCUUCAGUCCGUACGGCAAGCACGGCCCCAAGACCUUCGACAUCUUCCCUGGUGCCGAUGUGCCCAAGGGGUGGAUCUCGAAAUACACUGUCUGGGAGAGCGUUGAUCCCGUGCCGUGGACCAAGAAGGGCUACGCGGUCAUCAACGGCGACAGCAGAGGGUCCUGGGGCUCUGAAGGCGACCUGGAAAUCUUCAGUCAACAGGAGAGCCGCGACGGCCACGACUGUAUCGAAUGGGCCGGCACUCUUCCCUGGUCUAACGGCAAGGUGGGCAUGAUCGGUGUGUCGUACCUCUCCAUCGUGCAAUGGGGCAUCGCGGCGCAGAACCCGCCUCACCUGGCGGCGUUUGUCCCCUGGGAAGGCUUCACCGACUUCUACCGCGACUAUACGCACCACGGCGGCAUCCCGGAGACCAAGUUCCUGCACUUCACGCAGUGGUCCUGCCGUGCCGGGGUGAACCUGGUCGAGGACCUGAUCGCCAACAACAAGGCGCAUCCACUACUCGAUGACUAUCAUCGUUCGAAGUGCGUUCAGGAUCUCAGCAAGAUCACGACCCCAGCCUAUAUCGUCGCCGACUGGGGGGACCACGGCAUGCACACUCGCGGGACGCUGAAUGGAUAUAGCGGCAUCAGCUCCAGGGAGAAGUGGCUCGAAAUCCACGGCCGCAAGAAGUGGCGGUACUUCUUCGAGCCCGAGAGUGUCCGGCGGCAGGAGGCUUUCUUCCAGAAGUUCCUGAAGGGCGAGGCCAGCGAAAUCGACAGCUAUCCCAAGGUCCGUCUUGAAGUCCGCGAUCGCGCUUAUGUUGGACAGUUCCGAGACGAGGUCGAGUAUCCCCUCAGCCGCGCGCAGUUCACGAAGAAAUACCUGGACGCCUCUGCGGGCAAGCUUCUUGAGCAGUCUCCCCGGACGGUGACAACGACGACAUACGACUCGGAGGUGCAGGACAGCUGCGCGCACUUCUUCCUUGACUUCGACCGCGAGACCGAGUUCACUGGGAGCAUGCGCCUGCGCCUCUGGGUCUCGACCGAUCUCGGCGACGACAUGGAUGUCUUCGUGCAGCUAGACAAGAUCGACGGCGAAAACAAGGUGACGCCGUUCGUUGCCUUUUCCAUGAUUGACGACGGCCCCUUAGGACUCGGGUGGCUGCGCGUGAGCCAUCGUGAUCUUGACCUGGCCAAGUCCACCAUCGACCGUCCGUUCCACAAGCACAAUCGACGCCUCGCCCUUCGUCCGAACGAGAUCGUCCCAAUUGAUGUGGAAAUCCUCCCAGCGUCAAACCUGUUCCACCGGGGCGAGCGCCUGAGGGUCAAGGUCCAAGGCAACGAUUCCUUCCGGCAUACUACCGCUGAUGUCGUCCAAUUCCACGACGACGGCGUGAACAAGGGCAAGCACACGAUCUACUCUGGAUCCGUGUAUGAAUCCUACCUUGUAGUUCCCGUUAUUGAAUAG
Molecule: messenger RNA, 1689 nt
Organism: Aspergillus puulaauensis
Lineage: Eukaryota; Fungi; Ascomycota; Eurotiomycetes; Eurotiales; Aspergillaceae
Product: CocE/NonD family hydrolase
Exons: 1
Coding region: 1-1689 (562 amino acids)
Molecular function (GO): dipeptidyl-peptidase activity
Source: RefSeq, a predicted model, not a curated record